This is a messenger RNA of Cannabis sativa, 1452 nucleotides long. RefSeq lists its product as uncharacterized. NCBI's taxonomy places the organism in Eukaryota, Viridiplantae, Streptophyta, Magnoliopsida, Rosales, Cannabaceae. Gene Ontology annotation, molecular function: aspartic-type endopeptidase activity; zinc ion binding; nucleic acid binding. The coding region runs from base 1 to 1452 and encodes 483 amino acids. Gene Ontology annotation, biological process: proteolysis. The transcript has 3 exons. The record is from RefSeq and is a predicted model, not a curated record.
AUGACUUGGGAUGAGUUUAAGAAUUUCUUUGAAGAAAAAUUUCAUAACAUCGCAGUGAGGACUUCACAUAUGGAAGAUUUUGUGAAACUAACUGAGGGGAAGAUGUCUGUGGCCAAGUACACUCUGGAGUUUGAUCGGCUGUCCAAGUUUGCUGGUGAUCUGAAAGUGGUAGAGCUAGCCUUUAUUGCUGAGGAGGCUGAGCAACAUGUAGUGAAAGAGCAGACUGCAAAGGAUGUCGUCAUGGCAUCUAACCCUCCUGCUAGUGGUAAUAUCAGUAAGGGGACCGACAGUGGUAACCCUGAUCACAAACGGAAGGUUGAUGCUUCCGGAACAUUAGGGGGAAAUAGAAAGUUUCGGGGAAACAGAGGUGGUCGUCAGGGCCGCGAAUCUUCAUUCCGAUCUUAUCCUGAGUGUCCGAAAUGUAAGAAACACCAUCACGGUGAAUGUCGGACCAAGACUUGUUUCCAGUGUGGCAUGGUGGGCCACUUCAUUAGAGAUUGUCCUCACACCAAGAAAGAGGAUCCUAAGAAGAAUGUUACUCAGAACCCGGGACGACUUUUUACCAUGACUCAGGUUGACGCUGAUGCUAGUCCGUCAGUGGUGAUAGGUCAGUUGUCUAUAAAUGGUUGUUCUUAUACUGUAUUGUUUGAUUCGGGAGCUACCCAUUCUUAUGUGUCAAGUAGAAUAAUUGAAAGUUUCGAUAAACCAUGUGAUAUUUUUGCUUCGGGGUUUGGUACCCUUUUACCUUCGGGAGACCUUAUGGUAUCCACUAGGUGGAUUCAGUCCUUGUCCUUCUCGAUUGACAGUUCUGAAUUAAUCACCAAUCUAAUAGAAUUGCAAUUGUCUGAUUUUGAUAUAAUCCUGGGAAUGGAUUUUCUGUCUAAGUAUGGGGUAGCGAUUGACUGCAAGCGGAAGAUGGUGGUGUUUGAGCCUGAUAGUGCCAACUCAGCAGUGUUUGUGGGUAAAGUUCAGGGGGCACGCAUACCAAGAAUAACACUUUUGAAAGCUAAGGACCUAAUGAGCAGAGGUUGUCUGGGAUUCAUAGUUACUGCAGUGGAUACCAGCAAACCUGUGACAUCUGGACCUGAGAGUACAAGAUUGGUAUGCGAGUUUCUUGACAUCUUUCCAAAUGAUCUACCGGGAUUGCCACCUACCUGGGAGAUUGAAUUUGUAAUUGAGUUAGUUCCGGGAGCAGAACCAGUGUCAAAGGCAUCGUAUCGAAUGGCUCCAGCAGAAUUAAAAGAAUUGAAGAUACAACUACAAGAAUUACUGAAUCUGGGAUUCAUUAGGCCGAGUUACUCUCCUUGGGGUGCUCCGGCAUUAUUUGUGAAGAAGAAAGACGGGGAAGAUGGUCUUCUCCAAGAUCGAUCUUCGCUCAAACUAUCAUCAGCUGAGAAUUUUAGAGGAAGAUGUCCCGAAAAUUGCUUUCCGUACUCGGUAUGGACAUUAUGA